UAUAAAGACAACUUCUCACUUUCUCGCGGACGGGGGAGUUAUGAAGGUGAUAAAUCCUCGCAAAUCGGGCAGUUAUAUAACUAAACACUUUUGUGAUCACGUAGUGAAAGGCAUGCCGUUAUCUUAAUUGAAGAUCAUGCUGGUGCUGCGCUUUCACUGUUUGCUUCGAUAACACUGAACACCUAAGUGAUCCAGACAUCCAUUCGGCCAAGUCAUGGACAAAGGAUGGUUCAUUGGAAUGGAAAGGAUUUUGCCCUCGAAAUCAGAUCCACCGCCUGCUGGCUCCUUCAGCACGACUGGAAGACCCUCCCUGACUGUCAACCUGACUAAAAUGCUCCAGGCCAGCAGCUCAAAUGCCGAGAAGAAACCAGUUCCAAUUCGUCCUCCAAGUCCAAAAGUAUCUGCGCCAAAAGCACCGGAGUUUCGCCGAAGCCUAUCCUGUGAACCUCCUCCAAAGCCCAUCAUCCGGUAUCGGUCCUACUCCCUUCCACCACCAAAACAAAAAAAGCACUGCAAACAUGUUGGCGUUCGAUUUGUCGAUUCUUUGGGGCUCAACCUUGAAGAUAUUAAACUUUUUAAAGCUGGAGAUGAACCACUUAUCCCACAUCAUGUUACCUUUAAACUACUGAUGGCAGCAGAGAUGGCAGAUGGACGGCAUUUGGAGAUCUCCCUACCAUACCUGAAGCCGAUUUUUAACCAGCACCCUGGCGACCGUCCUGAAUUCCUUCAUUGCCUCCACACUCAAAAAGUGUGUCUCGAAAGAGUUUUUUGUUUUGAACUUGGCAUCAUCGGAAUCACCCAGGUGCUCAAUCUGGACUUUGCGAAAGAUGUCAGAGUUCGCUAUUCAUUCACAGACUGGAAGAGCUUCGCUGAAACAAAAGCCUCGUGGGUCUCCACCAUCACCAAGACUUGGGAAGGAGGAGGAGGUGAAUUCAGCUGUGAUACGUUUCGCUUCCAUCUCCCUGUUCCUCCGUUUCUGCAGCCGGGUGCAGUGCUAGAGUUUGCCAUACAAUACAGAGUUUCUGGAAUGGAAUAUUGGGACAACAAUUUUGGAGAGAAUUAUAAAUUAGUGUGUCAUAACUACAAGCUUGCUGUACCUAAAGAGUGCCAAGACAGCAUGGUGCACUUUGUUUAAGACUCUAAUAAUGCACAGUUAAGAGCACUUUUUAACCUGCAUUUUGACAUUGUUGGUUGUGUUAAAGACAAUGCAAGUUUGUUUUCUCAUGUUUUUGGUAACAUAUAUAAAGUGCACUUAAAUCUCAAGCCAGCUAGAAUUCCUAAAUGAAUUGCACCUUUAUCGUUCAUCUUACUGACUGACCUUUUUUAUAUCACCGCACUUUAGGGCAGUUUGUAAAUGUACGUCAGCAUUGAAAAUUAUAGGUGUAUUUUUGACACAAAUGUUAUUGAUAAGUCUGGGUUUUUCCUUGUUUAUAUUUCAAAUAAAUACUU
Molecule: messenger RNA, 1449 nt
Organism: Synchiropus splendidus (mandarinfish)
Lineage: Eukaryota; Metazoa; Chordata; Actinopteri; Syngnathiformes; Callionymidae
Gene: ppp1r3da
Product: protein phosphatase 1, regulatory subunit 3Da
Exons: 2
Coding region: 215-1135 (306 amino acids)
Biological process (GO): regulation of glycogen biosynthetic process
Cellular component (GO): protein phosphatase type 1 complex
Molecular function (GO): protein phosphatase 1 binding; glycogen binding
Source: RefSeq, a predicted model, not a curated record